AACGGUGCCUACGGUGCCCAAACGAGUAUAACUCAGAGGAAUUCCCUUGCUGUAACCGAAGGCUAGGUACCGAAUUAGGAAAAUACCCAAGUGUCCAAAGUGUUUGUAUCCGUUGUUUUGGGACUUGGGUCGCGCAGAAGGAAUAAUAAUGAUGCUAUUUUAAGUAUUGAAGAUGGGGUUUCUUAUCGAAUGGCGCAAUCACGAUAUAUUGCACCAUUGUAACACUGAGCACGCAAUCAGCUGAAACAUAAUAUUAUCUAUGGGGCGGAACUCGAUCAUAUUUCGUAAAUCAAUUGCCCCAAAUUUCCAUGAAGUCUAGAAGGGUUCUCUAUUGGACUAGGGUAUAUCUCGCCAAGUAUACGUCACAGAGCCUCAUUUUCUAUUAGACUUCUCACCAGUAUCGCCAACGUCAUUCGAGCGCGAUGGGUUGGAAAGAGAAAACCCAAUUCUGGCGGAGCGAGUCGCCCGCGCCCGCAUCUGUUACCCAAGAGGGCGUUUCCACUAUCGAUAAUGACGCGGCCCUCAAACAAGACAUCCAGACUGGCGAGUUGACGCUCGAAGAAGCGAGCCAAGGUGGUCUUGGGCGACAUUUGGGCUUAACUUCGACUACCUUUUUGAUAAUUGGUCGUAUCAUCGGUACCGGUAUCUUCUCGACGCCGUCGUCGAUCACUUCCUCAGUUGGAAGUGUGGGCGCGUCAAUGUUUCUCUGGCUCCUUGGACUCCUUCUCGCGUUUUGCGGUCAGAUGGUAUGGCUAGAAUUUGGAUGCAUGUUUCCACGAAGCGGUGGUGAGAAGGUUUAUCUCGAAGCUGUUUACCGCCGUCCCAAGUUUUUGGCCACAAUUGUCUUUGCGGUACAAGCCAUCCUUCUAGGCUUCACUGCGUCUGGAUGCAUCGUUUUCGCUUCCAAUAUUAUCGUAGCGGCGAAUAAUAGCCCAACCGAAUGGCAAGAACGAGGUAUCGCGAUCGGCGUGAUUGUCUUCGUUACUCUCAUCCAUACUUUCAUCCCUAAGGUUGGUGUACAUCUGAUGAAUGCGCUCGGAUGGAUUAAAGUCAUCAUCCUCGCGUUUAUUGUGGUAACUGGUUGGGUUGUUCUCGGGGGUGGCGUAAAAGCUAUCCCAGAUCCUCAUGCGAGUUUCAGAGACUCAUUCGCCGGAAGCUCGCAUUCGGGAAACCAAUACGCCACGGCUCUCUUCAAAGUUCUCAACUCUUAUGCCGGGUGGAGCAAUGCAGCCUAUGUUCUAAACGAAGUAAAGCGGCCCGUACACACCCUGAAAAUAGCCGGUCCACUUGGACUCGGAGUCUGUGGUGUUCUGUACACCCUAGCUAAUGUCUCUUACUUCGCGGCUGCUACACCGCAGGAGGUUGCUGCGAGCGGUACAACCGUCGCGUCGUAUUUCUUCGGCAAGGUCUUUGGUGUGACCGCGAAGAGAGUUCUCAGCGUCUUCAUCGCCCUCUCGGCUUUAGGUAAUGUCCUAACCAUCACCUUUGCCCAAUCCCGAGUCAACCAAGAAUUGGCGAAGGAAGGUGUUAUACCUUUCCCAAAAUUCUGGGCUUCGGGUUGGCCUGUCGGAUCGCCAUCUGCCGGUUUACUCCUCCAUUUCAUCCCUUCAUUUAUUGUCAUCGUCGCUAUUCCAUUCGGAGAUGCAUUCAACUUCAUCGUUGAUGUCGAGGGUUACCCUUCUAGUGUAAUAUCCAUGUUCGUUGUCAUCGGACUUUUUAUACUCCGGCGAGAAGCACCGAAUGCGCACCGGCCAUUCAAGGUAUGGUGGCCAGUAGCUGCUAUAUUCGCAGCUGGCCAAGGAUUCUUACUCGUUGCGCCAUUCUUGUAUCCUCCUGGAGGAAAGGGAGAUACAAGUCUUCCAUACUGGCUAUACCCGAUUAUAGGAAUUGCGGUUCUGAUUGCAGGUGUUGUGUACUGGGCUGUUUGGUGGAGGGUUUUGCCUAGGAUUGGGCGAUAUUCGUUCCAGGAGAGAAAAGUCGAGUUGAAGGAUGGAACGAUUGUUACGACUUUCGAUCGAAUCAAGAAUCAGUGAUGGAAAAGAUUAAGCCGAACCUAUUCACAUAUUUAUGCGUUGAUUUGAAUUUGAGUGCUUAAUCUGGAUAAGAGCGUUUGCGGUUUAUAUAGAAAUAGUUCGGCCAUGGAUAUUUUCCAAUUAGACUGGGAAAUAAAUAAUGAUAUAUUCAAGCCGGGCAGAUGUAUCAAUUGUGUUCAUGUCUAUCGGUUCCAUCGGACUUGAAAACACGAGGGCCUCAUUCAUACAUGACAAUACCAUACGCGAAGGUCUUGGCGAACUAAUCUUGUAUAAUUUAUCAUGGAUCUAUACUGUCAAAGACAGAUCAUGCCCUGAGGCCUUUUCCUCGGCGACUAUGUUACUGGACAAGAAAAUGAAAGUAACCGGGGCGCCUAAAAAAACCAGGAGUAAGAAAGUGCUGAUCGUGAAUGUGGCUUCGUCCUCCACUUAUCCCCGGCCUCUUGUGCAACCCAAAGUAAUUCCAACUAAUAACAAGCAGGAUUAAUAUGCUUACUAAGCAGAAAGUCUGUUGAGAAGGUAUUUCUACAUGAAAACAUGGGGAUGAUUCCACAUUGUCUUCUUCCUCGAUAUCCUCAACAUGAGAC
Molecule: messenger RNA, 2617 nt
Organism: Hypoxylon trugodes
Lineage: Eukaryota; Fungi; Ascomycota; Sordariomycetes; Xylariales; Hypoxylaceae
Product: high affinity methionine permease
Exons: 6
Coding region: 423-2033 (536 amino acids)
Biological process (GO): amino acid transmembrane transport
Cellular component (GO): membrane
Molecular function (GO): L-amino acid transmembrane transporter activity
Source: RefSeq, a predicted model, not a curated record